Molecule: messenger RNA, 627 nt
Organism: Bipolaris zeicola 26-R-13
Lineage: Eukaryota; Fungi; Ascomycota; Dothideomycetes; Pleosporales; Pleosporaceae
Exons: 4
Coding region: 1-627 (208 amino acids)
Biological process (GO): nucleotide metabolic process
Molecular function (GO): catalytic activity
Source: RefSeq, a predicted model, not a curated record
AUGCAAGAAACCGACCUUCACUACCCGCCAGAAUCCUGUCCCUUUUGCACCAUCGCCGCCGCGUAUCCCGUCUCCGACAGCGCACAGGCUGGCGCUUCGCUAUGGCGCAGUGCACCCGAGAAACUGCAGAAAGAGCUAGCAGCGUGUGUACCGAGUGAGGAGGAGAGCCAGGCCGACAAGACCGAUCCGAGUAGUUUUGUGGUGCUGAGGAGUAAUGAUGUUGUUGCUUUUUUGGAUAUUUUGCCUAUGACGAGGGGACAUUUACUUGUUACAACUCGUCAGCACAAAGUCAAGGUUGCGGAUAUGGGGGUUGUGGAGAGUAGGGAGAUUGGCUUCUGGUUACCCAUUCUAGCAAGGACAGUAGCAAAAGUCACGGGCGUAACGGAUUACAACAUUGUUCAGAAUAACGGUGCAAGAGCAGCACAAGUGGUACCACAUGUUCACUUCCACAUUAUCCCACGGCCAGAAAGCAUGCCCGAAAUCAAGAGCAAGAGCUGGACCAUGUUUGGGCGGGGCCAACGCGAUGAUCUGGAUGAUGAAGAAGGGUCUAAGUUGGCGGGCGAGAUGAGAGAAGUGCUGAGAGCUGAGCUGGAGAAGAUGGGUACCGGAGGUGGACCAAAGUUAUAG